UUUUACGCACGUAGUACUAUGGCAGUAACUAGUUCUUAAUCUGUGGUACUAUGUGCCCUGUGCUGUAAACCAUUAAGGUCAAUCGUCUAUUUAGCAAGGUCUUAUCAAGAAUACUUAUCAGUUAUCAGUCUAAUCGUCUUAUGUCAAGUUAUGAACUUGUGUGAUAAGAAAGAUCAAAGAACAUUAGAGACCUGUCAAAGUGCUCACGUACAGUCGAGAGCGGAGAGUCAGACAAAAUAAUCUUUCAAAAUAUGGUGUCUGGUCUAGUAGCAGGAAGACUUGCACUUGUUACAGGUGCGGGUUCUGGAAUUGGCAGAGCAGCAUGUCAAGUUUUAGCAAGGGAAGGGGCUACAGUGAUAGCUGCAGAUAGAAAUUAUGAUGCUGCGUUGGAAACUAUAAAAGCGCAUACAGCUCUCGCAUCUGGUUCUAGUGUUAUUGGUGACCAUUGCGCAGCAGAAGUGGACAUAUCAGACUCAAAAUCAAUUAAAAAUCUGGUGCAAACACUAUCAAAACAAUUCAAAGUUCCUCCGAGUAUAGUUGUUAACUCGGCAGGCAUCACUAGAGAUAACUGGAUGCUAAAACUAUCAGAAGAAGACUAUGAUAGCGUACUUAAUGUUAAUCUCAAGGGAUCUUUCCUCAUAAUGCAGGAAUUUGCCAAACUCAUGACUGAGGCAUCAUUGCCAGGGUCUAUAGUGAAUAUAUCUAGUAUAGUGGGAAAAUAUGGAAAUAUGGGUCAAGCAAAUUAUUCGGCUAGCAAAGCUGGUCUUAUCGGGAUGACUAAGACUGCUGCCAAGGAAUUGGGCAAAUUUAAUAUCAGAGUCAAUGUUAUAUUGCCCGGUUUUGUGAACACUCCAAUAAUAGAUACUGUCCCAGAAAAAGUAAAGGAGUCCUUGUUGAAAAUGUCGGCUUUAGGAAGAUUGGGAGAACCAGAAGAAAUCGCCGAAGUGAUAAUGUUUUUAAGUUCGGAUAAAAGUUCGUUUGUAACUGGCGCUGCGAUUGACGUCACUGGGGGGUAUUAACUUACUUAUAAAAUGAGUAAAUGGUAUAAUAGAAAUAUACAUGAAAUGUUGAAUGAUAAUUAGGUAACAUGUAAGUGGUGCUACUUUUGUAAAUGCAUAUUUUUUAUUUAUUGUCUAUGGAUUUGUAUUAAACAUGUUGAGUUUACAA
Messenger RNA from Zerene cesonia (dogface butterfly), 1167 nucleotides. Its product is annotated as estradiol 17-beta-dehydrogenase 8-like. The transcript has 7 exons. NCBI's taxonomy places the organism in Eukaryota, Metazoa, Arthropoda, Insecta, Lepidoptera, Pieridae. Gene Ontology annotation, molecular function: oxidoreductase activity, acting on the CH-OH group of donors, NAD or NADP as acceptor. The record is from RefSeq and is a predicted model, not a curated record. The coding region runs from base 252 to 1019 and encodes 255 amino acids.